Messenger RNA from Hydra vulgaris (swiftwater hydra), 997 nucleotides. RefSeq names its product tRNA-uridine aminocarboxypropyltransferase 2. Gene Ontology annotation, molecular function: nucleic acid binding. The record is from RefSeq and is a predicted model, not a curated record. Lineage: Eukaryota; Metazoa; Cnidaria; Hydrozoa; Anthoathecata; Hydridae.
CCAAUUAUGUAACUAAACGGUCACUUGUCAAAUAAUUAUUUCAAUGAAUGAUAUUGCAUCAGAAGAAUUUCCCUUUUCUCAUUUUACUGAAAUUGAAAAAACUGUUUCUAAAAGAAAUCUUUGUAAUAGAUGUUGUCGUCCUCUGCGAGUUUGUCUUUGUUCUGCUUUUCCUAAGGAGGCUUUUCCAAUUUCUACUAAUGUAUUUAUUUUGCAACAUCCCAGAGAGCAAGAUUUUCGUCAACUGACUACAGUUCCAUUACUUCAAGAAUGUAUUCCAAAAGAUAAAUGCAAAGUCUACAGAGGAAAGCGAUUUCCUGCACACAAAUUUCCUGAGGUUCAUGAUGUUCUUGACAGACCUAACACAAUUCUAUUAUUUCCUUCUAAAGAUGCAAUUUCUAUUGAAGAAUAUCUUGUUGAUAAUGAAUUGGCUGACAUAAACUUAUUUGUUGUUGAUGGAACAUGGAAAGAAGCAAAAGGAAUUUACUUUAACUUUCCUAAAUUACACCAUCUAAAGAAAGUAAUGUUGUCAGGAAAAUGGAAAAGUCAAUUUGUAAUUCGAACGCAACCAAACAAUGAUAGUGUUUCAACAUUAGAAGCUGUUGCUAUUGCAAUUGCACAGUUUGAAAAGACACCUGAUUUGAUUGAGGUGGCUCGAAAGCCUUUAAAAUACAUGUGUGAUAUACAGCUUCAACAUGGUGCCCUAGUUCAUGACAGCAAAGAGGAGUUAGCAGCUCGAGGUAUUAAGUAUCGGUUCUUUGAAUCUAAUUGUAAAAAGAAAGAAUUACCCUCUAAAUCCUAAUUUGUUUAUUGAACUUUGCAAUUUCAAAAAGACGCUUGUGCAAUACUGCUAAAUUUUGUAGACAAACGAAAAAAUAGUUUUUACAAAAAUUGUAUGGCAUCGGUUAUAUCAAAAUAAAGAACAAUAAACACUUGAGAGUGGAAUUUGUAUAUCUGAAUUGCUGAAACUUAUUAUGGGAGUAAUUGAAAAGUUUAUGCA